Guillardia theta CCMP2712 is the source of this 9474-nucleotide messenger RNA. RefSeq lists its product as hypothetical. Bases 1 to 9474 code for a protein of 3157 amino acids. Lineage: Eukaryota; Cryptophyceae; Pyrenomonadales; Geminigeraceae. Gene Ontology annotation, molecular function: protein binding. The transcript is spliced from 3 exons. The record is from RefSeq and is a predicted model, not a curated record.
AUGAAUCGUUCAACUCUUAUCAUCGGGCUUCUCAUCUUGGGGAUCGUCUCUGUGCGCUCUUCGUUGGACAUCGAUCGUGAAGGCUCGAGGCCCUUCACUUCUCGCCUGAUGGAGAAACAAGCCAAGGCGGAUAAGGCGGAGCGAUCCCUCCCACGCUCCCACCAUUCUCACCCGCUCUCGGAAAACUUUCGGUCCAGGUCGCGGGGACAUUCUGCUGAGGUCGUUGCUCAAGCUCAAGGACAUGAGUCGGUUCGAAGGCGGCAAAACGAACGUGCCCGGGGCCCCGGCAAGUCAAAGCGGCAGCCACAUACCAUGAGAGCGAAGCCUGUGGAUGAGCGAACAAGUAAACGUGCCUCCAGCCACUCCAAGUCGUACACGCUGCUUGACAACUCCGGGGCGCUCUUGGCUGGACAGGACGAGAUCGAGAGGCUGGGAGAUCAUCUUCCGAGUGUGCUCUACAACAACAGGAAGUUUGCAUCACUUGACGGCAGUUACUACGGUAUGAGCAAGAGCUACAGCAGCAACCAAUGCCAGACAGCUGCCAUGCGACUGCCCAAGGGAUGGAUCCUGGCGCCUGACGACUACUCCUCAAGUCAGGUCAUAGGGGCGUAUCAGUGGGGAACAGACUUCAUGGUGGUGGCCAGCGGCAGCUACUAUCCGACCAACUGCUGGUAUUGCGGUGCCUAUGGGAGCUCAGCGCUGAGGAGCACAGGCGGCUUGUACUGGCCGGCGAGCUGCAACAUGAGGAUCCUUAUCGUGUAUGUUGGCUGUCAGGACGGGUGGGGUCGAGAUUCUUGCCUGUCCAGCAUCCAGGGCUCAGCAGAGUCUCUUCCUGCCAGCCCGACCUUCUACGGCCCAGCAAAUUCUUCGAUUCUGCAGAACACGUCAGGAUUCUCCCAGAGUUUGAUCGGAUCAAACUUGACUUACAUCCUCUCGCCGUCUUCUGUCGACGACAACAGCUGGAAUGUCCCCGACCUGGGCUUUGCUUUCUGCGUGGAAGGCAACGAUGUGCAAUCAGGGGUGUUCAUCUCAUCCAACGCAUACCUCACGUUCGGCUCCCCGUACUCCGUCUAUAGCGGACUUACAACAAGCAACCCUCCUGUUCCCACCUUGUUCGUAGGGGGAGGCGAUGCGUCAGCCCAGCUGAUUGUUGGAGGACCAAUCAUAGAAAACGGCAUGCAAGCAUACGUGAUAAGGUUCGAGGGUACAUCGAGUACUUCGGGGCAACCGGGUCAGCCAAAUCUCAUCUUUGAGGUGACGUUUUUCGCCAACAACACGCUGCGGGUGGCAGUGGGCAUGCAGAACGUCUACUUCUCAACCAUGUACCUGCUGAGCGAUGGGAGGGGAUCGACCCUCGUGUCUUUGAACUUGCAUGCCAACUCCGCUGCCCUCAUCUCCUCCGGCAACAUGCUUUCUUCCCUUCUGCUUGACGCUCCUUGCAUUCCUUGCAACAACUCGAUCCCUCGCAACGCUCGUUACCUGCCGCUCGUUGCCACCCGAGCUGGCGCCUGCGAAUGGAUAUGCUCCCCUGGGUAUUACAAGGAUCAAGAUGCUUGCGUUCAGUGCAAGGCAAAGCCCAGCAACGCAUCCUACGUCGACGGCAUGUGCGGAUGGACUUGCGAUGUCGGCUUCUACAAGUCCUCUGGUCAGUGUCUGCCCUGCACCAGAACACCCAAGAACGCCGUCUACGUGACGGCUGGGGUGGAGGAAGACACGGACAGCUGCGGUUGGCAGAAGGUGGUGCAGGAGGGAGGGCAUGUGUUUGCCGCUCUCUCCGGUGUUGGCCCCAACACUCAAAGCUCGUCUGUUGACUGCGUUUCUGACAACCUCGAGUACCUCACCAUCCCUGAUGGGUGGGCCCUCGCUCCUGACACGGAGAACAGCAUCAACGUCACUGCCAAGUACGACUGGGGGGCCCUACGGCUCGUGUUGGCGGACGGCACCAGCUACUUCACUCACAGCGCCCUAACAUGGAACGACUACUACUACUACUACUACUACUACUACUACUACUACCCCGGCUCGUACUACGGCAGCUACUACCUGGACAUCAUGGACGGCAAGUACUAUCGGUCGACUGACUGCCAGGGUCGGCUGCUCCUCAUGUCGUCUGUGUGUGGGGCAGGAUACAUGCGGGAGCUCCCGGUAGGAGCGACGACCUCCAACAACUCCGAGUGCGUCCCUUGCACCAACUCGAUCCCAGCCGGAGCAGAGUACCUGCUGUCUCCUGACCCUCACGCCAUCCAGAGCUGCGGCUGGAGUUGCAAGACUGGUCACUACUUGGCGGGCUUCAUGUGCGCCCAGUGCACGGGUAAGCCGCUCGCAAGCGAGUAUGUCGGGGCUGGCGUGCAUGGGAAACCAGACAGCUGUCCUUGGAGUUGUGCGGCAGGUUAUCAGGAGGAUGUGGAAGAACGGAGCUGCAAACCCUGCGCGUCCUCACUCUUGCCUGUUCAUGCUCACUGGGAGGGGACCGACUGCGCGUGGGCGUGCGACUUCGGGUUCAGGAUGAUCAACAACAACUACUGCGAGGACGUGUCUGUCACCUUGAACGGUCAGCGCUACGCAAGCUUGGAAGGCAGGAGCCCUCACGACACGUCGGUGUGUCGGAGAGAGUCGUUCCGAAGUCUUCCCGACGGUUGGAUGAUUGCUCCCAACGACCAGGACAGCGUGACAGUAGCAGCUCGAUACCCUUGGGGCUCGAAUCAAGUUGUGCUUGCAGACGGGAGCGGGUGGUGGACGGCGUUUGGAGGUCAAUGCUGUUCGUCUCAGCUGCUGACAUAUCACGACAUGUACCUGUCGCAAGACAGCUGUGGAACUGUCUUGCUGGUACGAGAAGAGUGUCUCGUCGGUUAUUACCGAGCGUCCAACAUGUCACAGUGCGUCGCCUGCACCAGUUACAAGCCCGAGCACUCUCACUACUCCAGCAGCGGCUCUCCCGCCUUCAAGAACAACUGCAGGUGGCAGUGCGAUGGAGGUUUCUACCCCAACUCCGACUCUUCCUCUUGCCUCCCUUGCUCAGGCGCUCCCGACCAUUCGGUGUACAUGGAAAAGGAUGGGGUGAGCUGCGAAUGGUCGUGUCGAGCUGGGUUCACCUUGAGCGAGGGCUCCUGCAGACCCUGCAACGUGGUCUUACCCGAGUUCGCCUACUUCCUGACGGACGGGAGCGGAGCUCUGACGUGCUCGUGGGAGUGCCGCUUCGGUUUUCUCGAAAAGGACGGAAGAUGCGUCGGCAUCAACUAUGGUGGGCGAUACUACACAACAUUGAACGGUCGGGGGCCUGAAGAUCGAAUCAUGUGUAUGAACAAUCCUUUCCUCCCAAUCCCUGACGGCUGGACCAUCGCUCCUGAUACAACAGACAGCCAGCAAGUGACUUGGCUCUACUCGUGGGGAUCAUGCAGGCUGGUUUUCUCGGAUCACACGAGGUGGAAUACAGCGGAAUGUUCUUAUUCGUCAAGUCCUGAACAAUGUUGUACUGGCUCACUGGAGACAUACAACAACAUGUGGCGAACUACAGACUGUUCUGAGUCCAUCCUCCUGGUGUCGACUGAGUGUGCUGCUGGAUAUUUCAGGGAAAACUCCAACUGCGUCCCCUGCUCAAACACCCUCCCAGCAAACGCCAAGUACGCAGCAGUCUAUGACGACAAGGACAACCUCCUCUCGACCUGUGGUUACAGGUGCGAAGCUGGUUUCAUGAAGGCGGGAGGGAGCUGCGUUCCCUGUGCUGCUUCCCAGCUACCUGUCCACGGACAGUACGCAAUGAUGACAAGCAGAAACGAUCUGAGAUACGACUGUCUGUGGGAGUGCUCGGGAGGAUGGUACUACCAGGAGGGCAGAGGCUGCCAGCCGUGCGGGGACAAGCCGGCGAGGUCUCACUGGGUAGCGACGAGCAAGUCGGGCUGCGAGUGGGCGUGCGACUUCGGCUACUUCCUCAAGGAUCAGACGCGAUGCGAGGCGGUGGAGGUCAACGGCCGCUACUACGCUCCUCUCGACGGCUCCCCGCCUUACAAUCCUCUAUAUCCAUACCAAUCUCUCAACGAGUAUCCCUACUACUACUACUGGUACUGGUCUUGCAGCUAUGACAACAAGUUCCGCUCGGUCCCGGCAGGCUGGAGGAUCGCUCCCAACGUCCAAGACAGUCAGCUUGCGGUAUGGCUCUACCAGUGGGACUCCUGCACCAUGACGCUGGCGGAUGGCACGAGGUGGUACACGGCAUCAUGCGGGGGGAACACAUACCCGUACCAGUGCUGCAGCUCAUCGAUCGUCUCGUACGACGGCAUGUAUCGCUCGAUUGACUCGUGCGGCUCCAUCAUGCUUGUCUCGGAGUACUGCGCCGCGGGCUACUACCUUCUCAACAACUCCACGUGCUCCACAUGCUCCAACCCCCUCCCCCCUCACGCCGUGUACUCUGUCCAGCUUGACCCCAGCCGCUUCACAGACCCUGACUGUCCCUGGGAGUGCGUGCCAGGCUACAGGCGGCAGGGCGAGACCUGCGAGGCGUGCAAGGCGGCGCCGGCGCACGCGGAGUACGUGGAGUACGGGCAUGGGAGCAGCAACGGGUCGGCGGCGAUCUGCGGGUGGGAGUGCUCGGGAGGAUGGUACUACCAGGAGGGCAGAGGCUGCCAGCCGUGCGGGGACAAGCCGGCGAGGUCUCACUGGGUAGCGACGAGCAAGUCGGGCUGCGAGUGGGCGUGCGACUUCGGCUACUUCCUCAAGGAUCAGACGCGAUGCGAGGCGGUGGAGGUCAACGGCCGCUACUACGCUCCUCUCGACGGCUCUCCUCCUUACAAACAAAACCUGAUUCCUUAUUUGGAUCCGAUGUUCUAUUGGUGGUAUAUCAAUGGCUGUUACAACAACAAGUUUCGCUCGGUCCCGGCAGGCUGGAGGAUCGCUCCCAACGUCCAAGACAGUCAGCUUGCGGUAUGGCUCUACCAGUGGGACUCCUGCACCAUGACGCUGGCGGAUGGCACGAGGUGGUACACGGCAUCAUGCGGGGGGAACACAUACCCGUACCAGUGCUGCAGCUCAUCGAUCGUCUCGUACGACGGCAUGUAUCGCUCGACGGACUCGUGCGGCUCCAUCAUGCUUGUCUCGGAGUACUGCGCCGCGGGCUACUACCUCUCAGAGUCUUUCACUUCAACCUUCUUGGCUGAUGACAAUAUGACCCUGAACUCGUCAGGCUAUGAGAACAUCUCCUCAGAUCUGAGAAUGCAGGACCUUACAGAUCGAAACCUGAACGCUCAAAACGCAAGUUGUGUACGUUGCUCAAACCCCAUCCCCCCUCACGCCGUGUACUCUGUCCAGCUUGACCGCAGCCGCUUCACAGACCCUGACUGUCCCUGGGAGUGCGUGCCAGGCUACAGGCGGCAGGGCGAGACCUGCGAGGCGUGCAAGGCGGCGCCGGCGCACGCGGAGUACGUGGAGUACGGGCAUGGGAGCAGCAACGGGUCGGCGGCGAUCUGCGGGUGGGAGUGCUCGGGAGGAUGGUACUACCAGGAGGGCAGAGGCUGCCAGCCGUGCGGGGACAAGCCGGCGAGGUCUCACUGGGUAGCGACGAGCAAGUCGGGCUGCGAGUGGGCGUGCGACUUCGGCUACUUCCUCAAGGAUCAGACGCGAUGCGAGGCGGUGGAGGUCAACGGCCGCUACUACGCUCCUCUCGACGGCUCUCCUCCUGAACUGCCUCCUCCACCAAGUAAUCUGUACCCCUACUACUACUAUGGAUACUCUUGCAACUAUGACAACAAGUUUCGCUCGGUCCCGGCAGGCUGGAGGAUCGCUCCCAACGUCCAAGACAGUCAGCUCGCGGUAUGGCUCUACCAGUGGGACUCCUGCACCAUGACGCUGGCGGAUGGCACGAGGUGGUACACGGCAUCAUGCGGGGGGAACACAUACCCGUACCAGUGCUGCAGCUCAUCGAUCGUCUCGUACGACGGCAUGUAUCGCUCGACGGACUCGUGCGGCUCCAUCAUGCUUGUCUCGGAGUACUGCGCCGCGGGCUACUACCUUCUCAACAACUCCACGUGCUCCACAUGCUCCAACCCCCUCCCCCCUCACGCCGUGUACUCUGUCCAGCUUGACCCCAGCCGCUUCACAGACCCUGACUGUCCCUGGGAGUGCGUGCCAGGCUACAGGCGGCAGGGCGAGACCUGCGAGGCGUGCAAGGCGGCGCCGGCGCACGCGGAGUACGUGGAGUACGGGCAUGGGAGCAGCAACGGGUCGGCGGCGAUCUGCGGGUGGGAGUGCUCGGGAGGAUGGUACUACCAGGAGGGCAGAGGCUGCCAGCCGUGCGGGGACAAGCCGGCGAGGUCUCACUGGGUAGCGACGAGCAAGUCGGGCUGCGAGUGGGCGUGCGACUUCGGCUACUUCCUUCAGGUCAGGCUCAGGUCUGACGGCAAAGGUCAAAGUUUCUGCGAGCCUUUCGAAUACGGCAGACGCUUCUAUGCUUCACUUGAAGGCUCUCGCCCUGACGACCUACAAACUUGCUCUUUCCCAAGCUACCUCCGAGCUCUUCCUGACGGCUGGACCAUCGCUCCUAACACGGUUGACAGUCAGACAGUGAUCUCCUCUCAGCGCUGGGGCACGUGCUACAUGCAGGUAGGCGACGGGUCGUACUGGUACUCGAUGAACUGCUACUGCUGCAACAACCCCUACAUGCAGAGCAGCGGUUCACUGAUCGAGUACGAUGGGAUGUACCGGGCGAGAGACUCGUGCAGUGGUAUUCUACUUGUCUCUCUCUUCUGCUCCGCAGGGUUCUACCUCGAUGGAGCUUCCUGCAUCUCCUGCUCCAACCCCAUCCCUCCCAAUGCUCACUACUCCCUGGCCUCUGACGUCAAGGACUUCGGCAGCAGUCAGUGCCCUUGGGAGUGCGGCAUCGGGUACUACCGCAGCUCAAGCCUGUUGACCUGCUUGCCGUGUACCAACAGCCUCCCACCUCAAGCCUCGUUCAUCUCCAACGGCCUCGUCGAUCAGCCAGGCUCUUGCUCAUGGCGCUUGUGCUCGGGGGAUGGAGGAGGCGAAGGCUGCGGGGAAGCAGGGCCUAGAGUGGUGGCAUACAACGGCAAAUUUUACAGCACGCUAGACAACAUUGACCCCGAGGACUUGAAAGUUUCUUGCGAGCGCGACGGGUGGACCUAUCAGGUCUUCCCAGCAGGUUGGACCAUAGCGCCAGCCGAUCAGGAUGCUAUAAGAGUAGCAGCCUCGUACCCUUGGGGGGCUACGGGGAUGAUCCUUGGUACUGGCGUCGCAUACCCCACCGCUAUGAUCACCUCGGAUCCUGUCGCUCAAAAUUCUUCAGGAUUGAAGUACAGGCACUGGACCAACGGAUAUUCGGUCUACUCUGGUGUUGUGGCUAGCACUGGGAUAUCUAUCAACAUCUACGACUUGUGGACGACGGGCGACACCUUUGCGGUGGAGUACCAAGGCUUCUUCUACACCCAACAGUACUUGGGAAGCUUCACGUUCUAUACCACUAGUGACGACGAGAGCAAUCUUUGGAUCACCGUUGGCGGCAGUGAGAUCCUGGUGGUGAGCAACGGGGGAAUACAUUCAUCCCAGGAGAGGAGCGGCUCCAUCAACCUUGACGCCUACACCUACUACCCCAUCAGGAUACGAUUCAGCGAGAACUACGGUGAAAGCAGUUUGACGGUUCAGUUUUCACACGCGUCCAUCUCGAAGCGGUCAGACGGAGCAGGGUUCUACUUCUACAGGCAGGAUGGGUUCGUUGACUUCGGGGGCAGGCUUGCCACCCUCACAUCAGCAUGCAUGAACAACGUCACGUCGCUGAGGACCCUCCUAGUUAAAGUCAGCUGUGACUCGGGCUAUCAAGGAAGCGGGGAUAAGGCCUGUCUCCCAUGCUCUGCUGCUGUUCCUGCCAACGCUGUCCCCUCCUCCAGCUCAGCUGGGUGUUCCUGGGUUUGCGCCGCCGGCUUCUACAAGUCCUACGAUAGCUGCGUUGCCUGCAGCCCGCGGUUCAAGAAGCCAGACCUCGCUGUCUAUGUCUCCUUGCAGGAGGGAAAUCAGACCGAGUGUCAAUGGCGCUGCUCAACCGGUCACUACCGUGAAGGAGAAAACUGUGUGCCGUGUCGGGUCAGGCCCAACUUCGCCUACUACCUGGAGCAUGAGCGGGCUAGAGAGGAGUGCGCAUGGCGUUGUCAGCCGGGGUAUUACAAGUCAAGAAGCCGCUGUUACUCGUGCGAGGCACCCGACAGUUUGCUUGCUAGAAACGAUCUCGUUGCUGCAUCUGUUCUGUGCAACCUUACCUCCCCGUGCCUGGAUGACGUCAGCAGCAUGCAGUACCAGUGCGGCUGGAUGUCUACAGUCACGUCAGCUCAAGGAAACCAGUUCGCUGUCCUGACAGAAGACCACAUGGACCCUUGGGACGCCUACCAGGGCACUGCAGCAGUGGAUGCGAACAAAAGGUUGAGGUGCGGAAUGAUUCAGGUUCCAGCAGGGUGGGAGGUGGCCCCCAACGACUCGGAGAGCGUCCAGGUGAUCACAAGCUUCCCGUGGGGCCUGGACUACCUUGUCGUCUCCGACAGCUCUGUGUACGCUACUUCCAACGUCCCUUCCUCAGUAGGCCAAGUUGUUCGUCAUGCUGGCCUUGUCAAGUCAAUCCGCACAGAUGCCGAGCUGUAUGCUCUAGCGCUAGGAGAGAGCUGCACGACUACCCGAGUCCUCCUCAAGCGCCUCACGUGCGCCCCCAACCACUUCAUCUCCGGCUCCUCUUGCCAGCGCUGCUCCGUCCCUGUGUGCCCCAAGGGCGAGCACGCAUCGCCAUGCGGGGAGUUCCAGGACAGCAUCUGCAGUCCCGCAAUCACCCCAUGCGCGGGCAAGUGCCGGUGUCAGCUGUUCGAUGUCGCCAACGGCUUGUUAACGGACGGGUCAACGCCGUCAGGCGUGUAUGAAGAUGAGAGCGACUGCCGGUGGAUCAUCCGGCCAGCCAACGCCAGCAGCAUCUCCAUCAACUUCACCUCCUUCCACCUCGAGGACGGUUACGACUUCGUUACCAUCAACCAGUGCGUCUUCGUUGCCAGCUCGUCGCUCGAGUGCAUCGGCAAGGUCGAGCUAGCGAGGCUGACGGGGCUUCAACCUUCCGGGGCCCUGACCUUCACCUCCUCCUACCCCGCCCUUGAGAUCGUCUUUCAGUCAGACUCCAGCGUUGUGUACCAAGGGUUCGCCAUGUCGUGGCGCGCCAACAUCACGCGCGGGUCGCUGGCGGGGUACUGGUUCGUCAAGGCGGAGUACAGCUCCUGCCAGCUGCGGCAGUCGUGGAGAGAGAUCAUCCAGUCGCUAGCAGUCAGGAACACAACCUUCAGGACCGGCGGGCUGGGCAGGUACCUGGUCCCGAACAAGAUGGAGGUCUGGAUCUGCAGCUUCACGGACGAGUGCUCGAGGCCAGGGGACGCCUUCUGCUACAUCUACGACGAGGAGAGGCGAUACUUCAUACCCUGGGCGUUGGAAUCCGAGGUAGAGCUGUAA